AGAAGGCUUCAGCAGCAGCAGCAGGAGGACGACUGCGUGUUUCUGUCGCUUCCUGCUUCCUCAACAAGAGUGUCUGAGAAAUCUGCGAGACGCAGCGCCAAGCGCCGCAGAACACGGAGACCCGCUGAAGCCAAGGGGAGCCCGCUUGUGUGGUUUCCAGUGCUGUUUUAGGAUUGAGCGGACCUGCCGGUUUCUCCUGCGUCCUGAUCCUCCGCAUCCGCCCGAGCAUGGGCGGCGAGUCGGUCUGCAGAUAAACACACUCUAACUCUGACUGGUGACCAGUCAUGGGACCCCAGCGGACUUGGUUCCCCUGGGUGCACUGCCAGGAGAGUGAAUCCUCUAGUCCAGACGAGGAGCGGGAGCAGCGCUGGGCUGAACUCUUUGAACAGCUGGACAUCAACAAAGAUGGACACAUUGACAUCCUUGAACUGCGGAGAGGGCUGGCAGACCAGGGGCUUUCCAAAGGCUCAGUAGAGAAGAUCGUGGAGGCCGGAGACACCAACCGUGAUGGAGUCCUGGACUUAGAAGAGUUCACUCAGUAUCUUCGUAGCCAUGAAAAGCAGCUUAAAGACAUGUUUCGCAGCCUGGACAAUAACAACGAUGGUCGCAUAGAUGCAACAGAGAUCCAGGUCUGUCUUCGCAACAUUGGUGUGAAUAUUAGCUUGGAGGAUGCCAACAGGAUUUUGUUAAGUAUAGAUAAGGAUGGUACAAUGACCAUUAACUGGAAUGAGUGGCGGGACCACUUCCUGUUUAACCCUAUCACUAACAUGGAGGAAGUGGCGUGCCAUUGGAAACGCUCAUUGAUGGUGGACAUCGGUGAGCAGCUGACAGUCCCAGAUGAAUUUUCAGAGGAGGAAAAGAAGUCUGGGUUUGUCUGGCGGCAGCUGAUGGCUGGAGCCAUAGCCGGAUCUGUAUCCCGGACUGGAACGGCCCCUUUAGACAGGCUCAAAGUCUUUCGACAGGUACACGGCUCCUCUGAUUUUAAAGGGAAUGUGCUAAGCAAUUUUCAGACGAUGGUGAAAGAGGGAGGAAUCUGGUCUCUGUGGAGGGGAAAUGGAAUCAAUGUCCUAAAAAUUGCCCCGGAGACUGCUAUCAAGUUUGCAGCUUACGAACAGAUCAAGAAAAUGAUGCGUGGCAGUAAUGAAUCUAGGACUUUAAAAGUACAUGAGAGAUUCGUUGCCGGUUCUUUGGCUGGAGCAACAGCUCAGACAGCCAUCUAUCCAAUGGAGGUGUUAAAGACACGUCUCACACUGAGAAAAACAGGUCAAUACUCAGGAAUAGCAGACUGUGCCAAACAGAUCCUACAGAGAGAAGGCGUCGCAGCCUUCUACAAGGGCUAUAUACCUAACUUGCUGGGUAUUAUCCCUUACGCUGGCAUCGAUCUGGCUGUCUACGAGACUCUGAAGUUUUCUUGGCUGAACAGGAACAGAGGUUUAGUGGACCCAGGGGUCACGGUGCUGGUCGGAUGUGGUGCCGUGUCCAGCACUUGUGGACAACUGGCAAGUUACCCUUUGGCGCUGAUCCGUACCCGAAUGCAAGCGCAAGCUUCAGUGAAGGGAGCCCCUAAAGUCUCCAUGCUGACAUUGCUUCAAACCAUUUUGAGCCAGGAGGGCAUCACUGGACUUUAUCGAGGAAUUUCUCCCAACAUGCUCAAAGUCAUCCCCGCUGUGAGCGUGUCCUAUGUCGUCUAUGAAUACACAAGGAUAUUCCUUGGAGUGGAUAUAGAGGGUAGGAGGGUAGGAAAAGGAAAGGGGUAGCAAAAGGAGAAACUGUGGUGCUUUUUACCUGCAAGCUGUUGGAAGUGCAUGGGUCGACAGGCUUUUGAAUGAUACAAGAGAAUGUAAGUCUUGAAUUUUGAAGAUAAGGAUGAGAGAAAUCGACAUAUAUACUGUAUGUUACAUAUACAGUAAUCUGUUUGAAAUUCUAACAUUUAGGUGACAUGUGAUCUGUAAUUGCUUUGCAAUGCAUGUCAGCAGAUGUGUGAAAGCUAACAGACUGACAUUUUGCUGCUGGAGUGACCUGGACAUAUGAGGAUUUGCAUGAACUUGACUGAGAACAGGUAAAAGGUAUAGUCGAUCUUGAAAACCAUAUUAUAUUGCUACAACAUUAUUUUUUUUCUUCCAGGUGGUACUUAGAGAAGAUGGAGGGCUGAUCCAAUUUCCUCAAUUCUCUCUAAGUAGAGAGACUUACAGGGUCUCCCAGUCCCACAUAUUUUACAUGUAAGGGGUCUGAUCUCCAUGGGGAUACUCUUUAAGAGACAUCACUGAUUGGCUACAGAGUCAGAGAACCUAGGUUACAAAGUAACUAACUGUUCUCUUAUGUAUCAAGGCUCUCUCUCCACCCAUUUUCCAUGUAUAUGAGGACUCUGUAACAAACACAGUUAGGAAACGAAGCAAAUGUAGCACAAAAUGGCAGCUGAGUACUAGUGUGAUUGUAGAGUUCUUCUACACAUAAGCAUAUGCUCAUGGUUUUGAUCCAAGAUGCUACCAAAGGUUAGCUGCCUCUCCCAAGCACUACGCCUACUUGCAAAUGUAAGGAAAGCCACUUGGCUACAGUGAAAAAACAACAUCAUUCUCAACCAUAUGUGAGCCAUGUGCUACAGAAUCUAGCAUGUGUUUUUCAAUUAAGUCACUUUUAGCAGUCAAAUCUGGUAAAAGUGGACAAGUUCGUCCAAAAGGACAGCACAGCAUAACACUACGAGCACUUUUGGCAACCAGGCAAUACAGGUGCUAGUUUAUGACGACCAGCAAAGGUUGUUUUCAUGGCUGCAAUCAGUCCCCUCAAAGCUAACAGGGACUUGUAGAAACUGGAGAAUGUCAGGGGCUGUGCAGAUGAGGGAAUCCACCUGUCUCACAUUGAACUCUCUGUUUCAACUUUGCUUGAACUACUACGUAGUCAUAAGAACACACCACCCUGUUUGAUCAAGAGCCUUCGGCAACGCUGUGGCUGGAAACUCAGAGGCCAGGCCUAAAGCCUCAGCCUCUGUGAAAGAAGAUGAUAAAUGUUGCUAAGAUACAGACCUGAUGACCACAAUGAUGAGGGUCACUCAACCUAAACUCUUUGCAGGACGAUAAAGAGGCGGGUAAAGGGAUGCAGGUCAAAUAGAAGGCCCCUAAGGCCACGGAUGUGCCACUGUGCAGAUAGCUGACCGAAAACACAACCCAGCGACACAAAGCUCACAUCACCUGAGUCCUCUGAAACUGGCUGGGCUGGUGUAGCCUGUGGUGUCUUUAGGAUACAUUCUUCACAGCCUUGUGGGUGCAUCGUUAACACUUCCUCUUGAGCUUGCGGUAACAUCAAGGUUCCGUUUGACUUGAACAAAGCCGGUUGUACAAUCCUUUGGACAGACAGACCUGUCUUCACAUCUUUUCUUACCAGCAAGUGGAAACUUCUGCUAAUCACAAUUACACAAACAAUAGACACAAACACUCAAUGCAAGUUGAACAAACUGUAACACAGUGGUCACGGGAAACACACCACACAACUCCAGUCUCUCAGUUUCAACUGUGCAAACCCUGUUUAUUCUCACAAUUAGUGAUUUAGUGGUCACACUUUACAGUGCCCUUUCCUCCGUCUGCGUCCCUCUGAUUUCUCUCUCUGCUUCACACUGCCGGUCCCAACGUCCUACUGUGUAAAUAAGGGAGGUCACGAUUAGCUGAUGACUGGCAACAGUGCCAGUCAGACCUCUGCCCCAUCCCUCCCCUGCCGCUGCGCCACAAACCGCACCCCGCCACCAUACUCAUGUUUUCUGGACUCCAUGGAAAUCAAGUUUGUAAAAAGCCCUGCACACAUUGCACCUACACUGCAGUAUUGCCAACCAUUGUGUGUACACCACAGGUGAUGUCUUAAACAGUAUACACAGUAACUGAGCUUGGGGGAUCAGUCCUUGUACAUGUGGAAUAUGUAGGGUGGAGGUACACUCCUGACUUAAAAGGGCCACAAUUAGUAAAGCAAAGCAAUAGGUAUUGA
This is a messenger RNA of Haplochromis burtoni (Burton's mouthbrooder), 3969 nucleotides long. RefSeq names its product solute carrier family 25 member 23a (gene slc25a23a). Gene Ontology annotation, molecular function: calcium ion binding; ATP transmembrane transporter activity. Gene Ontology annotation, biological process: transmembrane transport. Bases 285 to 1757 code for a protein of 490 amino acids. The transcript has 11 exons. The record is from RefSeq and is a predicted model, not a curated record. NCBI's taxonomy places the organism in Eukaryota, Metazoa, Chordata, Actinopteri, Cichliformes, Cichlidae.